GAUAAGGAGGCGGGGAGAGAGGAGGAGGAGGAGAAGGAGGAGGAGGAGGAGGAGAGGAGGACAAGAGAGAAGAGGAGGACACAACUCUGGGAAAAGGACACUAAAGGACAGGAGUGGAAGAGGAGAGCGAGGAAGGGGAGAAGGGAGAGCAGAGGAGCCGGGUGUUGCAGCCAUGUCAGACACACCUUUGCAGAGGAACGGCACGGCCAAGGCCCCGAUGUCGUGUGAGGAGGCUCAGCUCCACAAAGAGAGGCUGCAGGCCUUGGCGGAGAAGCGGAAACGGCAAACUGAAAUUGAAGACAAAAGAAGCCAGCUCGACGAUCUGGUGCUGCAGCUACAACAUGUCAAGUCCAAAGCCAUGCGUGAGCGAUGGCUCCUCCAGGGAAUGGGACAGGAGGAAGAGGAGGCACGGCGGAAACAGCUGGAACUGGACGAAGAACAAGGGAAGAGGCUUGAAGAAAUGAUACACAGGCUGGAGUCUGAAAUUGGCGCCCUGGAGAGUGAAGAGUCUCAAAUCUCUGCCAAAGAGCAAGUUCUCCGCGAACGCCUGAAAGAGACCGAGCGCUCGAUAGAAGACCUGCAGAAGAGUCUGAUGAGCCAGAAUGAAGAUGCCAUCGGCCGCAUGUCAGCCGCCCUCUCGGACUGCAUGGACCCCGACCCCAACCACCUCGUCCCGGCCGCGCAGCCGCGGGCCGGCCUGUCUGCCCCCGGAGAGAACGCCAUACCAAGACCCGCGAUGUUUGCCAUGGAGAUCAACGUGGAGCACGACCCGAAGACGGGCGAGCAGCGCGUCCUGUCGGCCAACCGUGUGAGCCCGUUGGACGCGGUGUCGCGCGGCGUCAAAGUGUACGACGACGGCAGGAAAGUGGUCUACGAGGUCGCUUCCUCUGGGGGCGUGUCCACCACCGCCGCAGAGAAUGGUUGGAGCUCUGCGCAGGUUGACCAGCUGAUCCAGCGAGCCGCCCGACCCGUGGUGAGAGGCGAGGAUGGCGAGAAGGCUGAGGCAACGGCGACCCCGGCUGUCCCUCAGGCCUACGUCUCCCCUGCGGACGUCGACGAUCUGUCCCCGCCCUCCUGCGCUCCGCCCUCCAUCCCUUCAAGUCCUCCGGCCCAGGUCACCCUCCAGAGGGAAACCCGGCUGGGCAUGAUACCCCCCUCCUCGGCCCCCGUCACGACCCAGCCGGGGUCCUCGGCCCACCCGGCCUCGGAGCUCUCCGCCCCGCCCCAGGCCAGCUUGGAGCACCCGAUCACCAUGGUGUUCCUGGGCUACCAGGACGUAGACGACACGAGCGAGAGCAGGCGGCUGCUGGGCUUCGACGGCGCGGUGAAGGCCGAGGUGGUCCUCAUCGACGAAGACGACGAGAAGUCGCUGAGGGAGAAGACGGUCACCGACAUCUCCAUCCUGGACGGCACAGCGGCCGACCUGGUGUCCGGGCGGCCGGCCACGUCCGAAGCCGUCAGCACGGAACUGUCGUCCGACGGCCGCGACCCCGACAGCGCCUCCUCGCCCCCCGCGAACGCGGACGCCAACACAGCCCCCCCGCCCGGCCUCACCCCCUCCACAGACUACGUCCAAAUGCGAGGGGUUCCCAUGACAACAGCUAAUGGCUAUCAAGCUCCUGUUCCAAGCAGACAUCCUCACACCGCCAUGAAAUCGUGGCAGGCAGCCGAGGAUGUCAGUGACACAGCACCAAGAGAGCGAGCCCUGAAGAGCGUCAGUUUCCAGGAAUCGGUCAGCGUGAUCACUGACAGGCCUGCAACCAUGGAGCUGGAGAGCCAGCAGAUCCAACAUGGCUGCCUGAGCAGCCCCAGUAACCGAGCCCACAGCGCAGUUGGUGCGAAAGGGAGUCCUGACAGUGAGGUGGUGCAGGAGAUCUGCUACCUGGACCAGGUGCUAGACGCAGCCUCGGACACACCCACCAACGGCAACGCCUCUCCGUCAGAGCGCAGCAAACCAAUCAGCGUUGACGGAUCGUCUCCUUCCGUCUGCGUGUCCGCCUCCUCCCCUGUCAAUCACCAGUCCAUCAUUGUCGAGGGACAAAAACAAACCACGUUCCUCCACCAGGAGGGGUCUCCUGUGAAGACCAACGGGCUCGUGCACAAGGACGAGUCGGGGUUCAGCAAGGCCAAGUUUGAGCUGCGGGCGUUUCAGGAAGAGAGGCGGCCAGCGAAGCUGUUCACCCCUGGAGAGGAGCAGCAAGUCAGGGUGACGAGGAGACGGCCCACAGAGGAGGUUCAUGAGUUGGAGCGUGAGCGUCAGGAGCUGAUCAGAGACCAGGCGGUGAAGAAAAACCCUGGGAUUGCUCAGCGCUGGUGGAACCCUCCUCAGGAGGUACCUCUGGAAGAACAGCUGGACGCAGAUCAGCUUGAGUCUCUCAAGAAGUACCAGGAGAGGAAACAGCAGAAACAGAGUCAUACUUAUACCUACACACAGCCACAGGUGUCAGGUCCUCCCACAGUGGUAACAUUUGAAUCAGAGCUACCCAGGAAAGAGGACAUUGUGGAGGAGCAGAUCGAUUUCUCAUCUGCCCGGAAGCAGUUUCUACAAGGGCAGCCCACGAAGAAGGACAUAGCUCCUCAGAUAUACUCCGCAAAACCCUUCUCUAGAUCCAUAGGCAGGGGCAGCCAGGGGAGCGGUGACGUUGUUGCAGAAACCGGAGAGUCGCACGUGACCUGGUCCGACGAAGGAAUUUCUGGAGAAUUUACUUGUGCGCGAGCCGUCAUGACAAUCCUGCGUGAGGAGGAGGAAGCCAAGGGCCACUUCCAUCCGGGUUUUCACCCAGAGGAGUCCGACUCAGGAUUGGACGAGUUAUCUGUCCGCUCUCAGGACACUACUGUGUUUAGCUUGGAUAAUGUUUCUGACAGCGGGGCUUCGCUACCCCCCACCCCACUGCCUCUCACCCCGGUGUCACCGCCCACCCCGCAGCCCACCACUCCGGUCAACGGGCAGACCAACGGCAGUCCAUCAGAAGACGAGCUGGAGUUCCACGCAGGGGUGCUCGUCCAUAACGCCAUCCAAAACGCUCUGGCUUCCCAGAAUGGAGGGGACUGGCAGUCCUCUGACUUAAAUUCUUCACAGCUGAGCGCCCCUGUCUCCCCGUCCUCCGUCUCCACCAGUAGUCCAGUGCCAGUUUCUUCCUCACCUGCGUCUUCUACCGGAGCUCCCAUUUUCCAUUCACCUGUGUCCUCUAGUCCCGCGCCAUCCAACCCGUCUCCACAGCCAGACAGGCAGCCAGCGGUUAAAGACGUUUACCAAGAGAAGCCAUCGGAAUCACCACAGACCCAGCAGUCCUCCAGUCCAACGCAACGGCCACAGCUCCAGACGCCUUCUCCUCCGCCCUCUCAGCCCAUCUCUCCAUCCCAGAGACCCAAAAAUGGAGGCCCCAGGAUCAAAAUCCAGUCUUCUUACACCAGGGCGCUGGCUUCCUCAGCACCGGCUCCAGCACCGGCUCCGGCUCCGGCCUCAGCAGCUCCCGUCCCCAGGCCGACGCCGGUCUACCGCCCCCCUUCUCCUCCGAGCCCAGAGAAGCCGGAGUUCAGCUACUUCAGCAAAUACUCAGAGGCGGCCGAGCUGCGCAGCACGGCGGCGGCGGCGCGGGGCCCCGAGGUGGAGGCGGCCAGCGGCCCGUUCCGACUGCGCUCCAAGAAGCAGCGAACGUUGUCCAUGAUCGAGGAGGAGAUCCGAGCGGCUCAGCAGAGAGAAGAGGAGCUGAAGAAGCAGAGGGAGGCGCAGCCCGCCAUCGUUGUCCGGCCCAGCGGCACCUCCAGCGGCGGCCACGGACACGUGAGGACAGGGAUGCGCCAAACCACCAUCUCCCCAGCAGAUAAGAUGAAGAGCAACAGCCUGCCAACUAGACUCACACUGACUGCACGCACAGCACCAGGAAAGAUCGAGAAAAUUCGCCCUGCCCCGCCCGUCUCGCCCUCGCCGUCAGAAGGAGCCCUGUCUGACGCCGGCAGCGAGGACUCCGGAGGGUCUCGGCCCAAGAACUUCAUGCAGACGCUUAUGGAAGACUAUGAAACACACAAGGUGAAGAGGAGGGAGAAGGUUGAGGACAACAGUUAUGCCCGUUUGUUGCUGGCUAACGAGGUAACCACUGAGGUUCUGGAAGCAACUCGUGUCACCAGGAGAAAAAGCGACAUGGCUCUGAAGUGGGAAGCCGGUAUAUAUGCCAACGAGGACGGAGAGGAAGAAGAAGAAGAAGAGGAGGAGGAGGAGGAGGAAGAAGAGGAGGAGUAAGCUGCUCCUCUCAGAGACAGUUAAAAGGAAGAUGAAGUGAAGGAAGAGGAGGAGAGAGAACAGCGAGAAAAAGAAAAAAAAAACAGUAUUUAUUUUACUAAUGGUAUCCUGAUAAUCACAUGACCCCACCGGGGUCGGGUAGAAGGAGUAAGAGUAUGUUCAGUGACUGGUUGCAGGAGAUAUCUGAAGCAUUGAGUUGAGUUUGGAGACAAAGGAGUCAGUGAUGCAGGAGACACUUUGAAAGGUUUUUCCGGUGGGUUGAGAGCAAAGUUCAGAUGUUGACAUGGGAUGGAAUGAUUUUACUAGCUGAUAGACGCUGAAUGACUUCAAUAUUCAUAGGAUUUUUCACCUAUCUGCGGUUUUAUUAUUGAAAUAUGGACUAAAGAAUUUAUUUUGAAAGGACGCCUGAGACAAAAAUGCGUAGGAAAGUUUUAAUUACCAACAGAGAGACACACACAACAAAAAAAAACGGUGUGUGCAGAGUGGUUAUAGGAAUGACGGCCAAAGCACACGUUAAGAUAAGAUACACAUCUGCUUUUCUUGCGUUUGAUGACGAUGCAGGUGGCUUCACCAACAAGCAUCCCGUUCAGGACCUGUAAUGUUUUGUCUUCUGCAGCCUGCAGUGCCACAGAGCAGAUAUAACACAAGUGUGACACGUGGGCUUUUCCAUUCCUUUCCAGCAUCUGUAUUAAAUCUUAAGUGCCGACGCGACUGUCAGCAUCGCUAAACGCUAGUGAGGGUUAGAGUUAACCCAAGGUCCUUAGGAUUAGAGUUAACCUUAGGUCCUUAGGGUUAGAGUUAACCCUAGAGCCUUAGGAUUAGAGUUAACCUUAGGUCCUUAGGGUUAGAGUUAACCCAAGGUCCUUAGGGUUAGAGUUAACCCUUGGUCCUUAGGGUUAGAGUUAACCCUAGGUCCUUCGGGUUAGAGUUAACCCUAGAGCCUUAGGAUUAGAGUUAACCUUAGGUCCUUAGGGUUAGAGUUAACCCUUGGUCCUUAGGAUUAGAGUUAACCCUAGGGCCUUAGGGUUAGAGUUGACCCUAAGGCCUUAGGGUUAGAGUUAACCUUAGGGCCUUAGGGUUAGAGUUGACCCUAGGGCCUUAGGGUUAGAGUUAACCCUAACCCGCGACACUAGCUAACUCUGCCUUAGACCGUCAGUGAUUGUUGGCGCACAGUAUGAAUGAUGUAUUUUAGCCUCUCCUGUCACGUAUUACUACUGUUUCAGUAGACCGUAGAGAAAACACACAACAAUAUUAGAUAGGACGUUUGUCUAUAAUCACUAUCGUGCAAACUGGAGGAAACUUUUGGGGAAGAGGGAAACUAACUGCUGGUCAUGUUUGCACCAUUUCGGUGGACGUGUGUGUGUUGAUUAAAGGGCUGGGUCAGGGGUUUUAUAUUCUAAAAACAAAUCACUUAUUUUACCUUUGUUGGCUUUGUGGCUUUGUCGAGCUGUGCUUUUCUGAUGUAAGCAGUCGUUUUGUGUAUUAUACUGAGGUAGGACUGUGUAUUUGAUGUAUGAGCAUUUGCCGUGUAUCUGCUAUACCUUGCUAGCUGAGGAUAAAGUUUGAUGGAAAAAAAAAACUGAAUAGGAUUUUUAUAUGACAAAAAAAAAAGUUGUUAUACCAAACCAGAAUGUUGUUAUUAAGAGAAAAUCAGUCAGAAGACGAUUUAAGAAGCGCUGCUUGUGUGCAUGAAUUUACACUCCUUUCUUAACCUGACACAAGCACACAAUGAGCAGCGAAACGACGGCAGGUAGCUAUCGUAGUAGAAACAGUAACAUACUGUAAGUCGGGCUUGUCAGUUUUUGUACUAAAUGUGUUGGAACUUUCUGUUUUGUCAAAUUACUGAAAAAAAUGCAAUAGAGGCCUCCGUGAGUGUGACGAUGCAAGAUUCAAGCUAAAGUUAAAGCAGUUAACACAAUCACACUCACCCCCAGGGGGGCCUAGGAGACUGAAAGGAGAAACACGUUUCUCAGAGCCACUUUAACCGCGGCUUUUCAGCAAAACGAUUGUAGCCGUUAUUCUGAGAGAUUCCUUCCAGUAAACCAAAGGUCACAGUUUUGAUCACCGCAUCAUGCUAGCGUCCAAGUGUCCUUUGGCGCCGACAGCUCUAGACUUGCCCACACACGUGAUAAACUCUUCAGCUAAACGCCUGAAACUUGCAGGGCGUGUAGUAACAAUUCAAAACAACGCUGUUACAUUUCUUGUCGCUGGGACGAGUUACUCACAGUAUUUGACUUGGCUGCAUCCUGACAGCGAUUCACACAGUGCCACUAACACCAUAAAACCAAAAGUAAAAACCAGAGGGAGAGAUUCAUGCCUCUAUGCUACGUGUGAAUUCCAUCGACAAAAAAAAUAAAUAAAAAAAAUAGAAAACACACACAUUUGUUCCUGAGAAUCCUCUCGCUUUUUCUUUUUAUACAAAUUGAAUAAUAUAUGAGUUGAAGAAAGUAUUUAAAUGACUAGCGUCCCUUUUUAAGAGAUGUCUUUGCGGUGCGGCGGAAAGCAACGGCGGUACGGCGUCGCUGAUGCUGAUGUGAGAUUGAUGUAGUGUUAAUAAUCUAGAAGUCAGCUGGCCUUAGGAACGCGAGAACCGGGACGAGGAAACGCUUCCACGAGUCCGGACCCUAAAUCCAGCUGCUCGCCUUUGAAAGCACUAGUUACACUCGUGUGUUGCAUUUUCCCCCCUGUGAAAAGUAUGCAGUUUAGACACAAGCUUUUGUUUUGUUGUUGUUGUUUUUUAAUUUUUCCUGAAUGAAUGGAUUAAGAUUAAGAUGGAUGAUAGUUUCUCAGUGGCCUAACGCCUGCUCAGCAUCCACUGAGCUAUGUGAGCUUUAGUUGUGGAGUAGUUCACUGCACGCUGUGACCGAACACCGUCCUCAUUUCUGCUUCAAAUCACCCCUAAACUAUUCUCAUUAAACACAUGAAAUGCUAACAGACAUCGUGCACACACACACAGGAGUUUUUGAAUUGUGUGACUUAUUAUUAAUAUUAUUAUUAUUAUUAUGCUUUUGAUGUUUGAAUUCAUGGUGCAGAGAUGAUUUUAUUUAUCAUUUUAAAAUGCUGGUAGCUUGUUUUUUUCGUGGCCUGGCUUCAGCGGGUGUUGGACUCUCAGCAUCUGCGUGCGACGCCGCGAUAUCUUAUUACACAGUAUAACCUCUGUUCCUAUGUUAACCACUUGUAUGCUCAUACUCGGCUUUGUUCUUUUAUAGCACAUGUAAGGCUCACAGUUAUACACCUACUAUACAUAUUAUGAAUAUUUUCUCAUUAAAAAAAAAAAAAAACUA
Molecule: messenger RNA, 7524 nt
Organism: Mugil cephalus (flathead mullet)
Lineage: Eukaryota; Metazoa; Chordata; Actinopteri; Mugiliformes; Mugilidae
Product: A-kinase anchor protein 2
Exons: 17
Coding region: 173-4240 (1355 amino acids)
Biological process (GO): regulation of cell shape
Cellular component (GO): membrane
Source: RefSeq, a predicted model, not a curated record